GGUAGCUGUGUUUAGGGUGGUGGGUAUUUGGUUUUUGGGGCUGGAGCCUGAGGCCGGCUAGCGUUCGAGACCUUCGUGCAGACGGUGCACGCGGGCUACGGGAACGCCGUGGAGACGUCUGGACGAUGCCCGAGAUUAGAGUCACCCCGUUGGGAGCUGGUCAGGAUGUAGGCCGCAGUUGCAUCUUGGUCUCCAUCGCAGGCAAGAAUGUCAUGCUGGACUGUGGGAUGCACAUGGGCUAUAAUGAUGAUAGGCGCUUCCCUGACUUUUCCUACAUCACCCAGAGUGGCCGGCUGACUGACUUUUUGGACUGUGUAAUCAUCAGCCACUUCCACCUGGACCAUUGUGGGGCACUCCCCUACUUCAGUGAGAUGGUGGGCUACGACGGGCCCAUCUAUAUGACCCACCCCACCCAGGCCAUCUGCCCAAUCCUGCUGGAAGACUACCGCAAGAUUGCCGUGGACAAGAAAGGCGAGGCCAAUUUCUUCACUUCCCAGAUGAUCAAAGACUGCAUGAAGAAGGUGGUGGCUGUUCACCUGCACCAGACUGUCCAGGUAGAUGAUGAACUGGAAAUCAAGGCAUACUAUGCAGGCCAUGUGCUGGGGGCAGCCAUGUUCCAGAUUAAAGUGGGCUCCGAGUCCGUAGUCUACACGGGUGAUUAUAAUAUGACCCCAGAUCGACAUUUGGGGGCUGCAUGGAUUGACAAGUGCCGCCCAAACCUGCUCAUCACAGAAUCUACAUAUGCCACAACCAUCCGUGACUCCAAGCGCUGCAGGGAGCGAGAUUUCCUGAAAAAAGUUCAUGAGACUGUGGAACGUGGUGGGAAGGUGCUGAUCCCUGUAUUUGCACUUGGUCGAGCACAGGAACUCUGCAUUCUGCUAGAGACUUUCUGGGAGCGCAUGAACCUGAAGGUGCCCAUCUACUUCUCAACGGGCCUGACAGAGAAGGCCAAUCACUAUUACAAACUCUUCAUCACCUGGACCAACCAGAAGAUCCGGAAGACCUUUGUUCAGAGGAACAUGUUUGAGUUCAAGCACAUCAAGGCUUUCGACCGGGCAUUUGCUGACAACCCAGGUCCCAUGGUUGUGUUUGCCACGCCUGGGAUGUUGCAUGCUGGCCAGUCCCUGCAGAUCUUCCGGAAGUGGGCAGGAAAUGAGAAGAACAUGGUCAUCAUGCCUGGCUACUGUGUGCAAGGGACUGUGGGCCACAAGAUCCUCAGUGGACAGCGCAAACUAGAGAUGGAGGGGCGGCAGGUGCUGGAGGUGAAGAUGCAGGUGGAGUACAUGUCAUUCAGUGCCCAUGCUGAUGCCAAGGGCAUCAUGCAGCUGGUGGGACAAGCAGAGCCAGAGUGUGUAUUGCUGGUGCACGGCGAGGCCAAGAAGAUGGAGUUCCUGAGACAGAAGAUUGAGCAGGAAUUCCGAGUCAACUGCUACAUGCCCGCUAAUGGGGAGACAGUAACACUGCCUACAAGCCCCAGCAUUCCUGUGGGGAUAUCUCUGGGGCUGCUCAAGCGGGAGAUGGCACAGGGACUGCUCCCUGAGGCCAAAAAGCCCCGGCUCUUGCAUGGCACCCUAAUCAUGAAAGACAGUAAUUUCCGCCUAGUGUCCUCAGAGCAAGCCCUCAAGGAUCUGGGCCUGGCCGAGCACCAGCUACGUUUCACCUGCCGUGUGCAUCUGCAGGACACACGCAAGGAACAGGAGACAGCCCUGCGUGUGUACAGCCACCUCAAGAACACCCUCAAGGAUCACUGUGUGCAGCACCUCCCAGAUGGUUCUGUGACCGUAGAGUCUAUCCUCAUCCAGGCUGCUGCCCACUCUGAAGAUCCUGGCACCAAGGUGCUGCUGGUCUCCUGGACCUACCAGGAUGAGGAGCUAGGAAGCUUCCUCACAUCACUGCUCAAGAAUGGCCUUCCCCAGACCCCCAGCUGAUAUGUGACCGUCAGUCCCAUGACUCUGCCCUUUACUGUUUAUCUUACAGAGGACCUGGGCUUUGGAGGUGGGCACCAAGGGUAAAUGUAGCUGGGACCCAGACCAUGUCCCAGAGAUAAGGCCAGAAUUAUAGGCUAAACCAAUUGGACAUUGCUGGCUAAAGCAAUAAACAGGCACCUGGGUUC
This is a messenger RNA of Jaculus jaculus (lesser Egyptian jerboa), 2113 nucleotides long. It is a transcript of the gene Ints11, whose product is annotated as integrator complex subunit 11. Lineage: Eukaryota; Metazoa; Chordata; Mammalia; Rodentia; Dipodidae. The transcript is spliced from 17 exons. The record is from RefSeq and is a predicted model, not a curated record. Bases 126 to 1928 code for a protein of 600 amino acids. Gene Ontology annotation, biological process: snRNA processing. Gene Ontology annotation, cellular component: nucleus.